GGUGUCACUCAAUAUAACUGGGGCUUUUCUCCUUAUGUAGGAUAAACCCACCUUAAAUUCAAAUAUGCGUUUCCCUUCAACAGAUCCAGGGGUCCUGAGAUAUCCUCCCUUCUUAUUAUUCCAGCUGAGGGGUUCACUUCCUUCUCACCAUGGAACUCUUCAUUUUGCUCUCCUUCGCUCUCUUUUCAGAUGCCAUGGUCAUGGAUGAAAAGGUGAAGGCAGGUGUUGAGCUCGACACAGCUUCUGUUACCUGUAACUACAAUGCCCACUACAAGGACCUCACCAAGUACUGGUGCCGGGGCUAUUUCCGGGACGCGUGCAACAUUAUCGCCUUCACCCCUAACAGCACUAGCCGUGUGGCCCUGAAGGACACAGGAAGCCAACUCAUCAUCACUGUGUCCUGCCUGGUCAAGAAGGACACAGGCUGGUACUGGUGCGGCAUCCAGAGGGACUUUGCCAGAGAUGACAUGGAUUUCACACAGCUGAUUGUGAGCGACAAGCGAGAAGGCCGGGACAGUGGUCUCUCGACUGACCCUUCAGGCAACAGGAACCGGAGCUGUAGGGCUUCCAAAGCUGUCCAAAAAGCAGAGGGCUCCAGAAUAUCCAUUCUGAUCAUCUGCAUACUGAUUACCGGUUUGGGGAUCAUCUUUAUAAUCAGUCAUUUGUCCAGGGGAAGGAGAAGCCAAAGGAAUAGAGGAGUUACUGGCAAAAGUAUGACUAGAAAUUCCCAAGCAAGCCAAGCUCCGUCUGUGGUCUCCAUACCAUUGUAGGCAAUGAGUCGAAGUUCUAUCCAUGUGUUCUGACUCAAGGAAAUGGCUCGGACUGGACACGUGUGACUGAAAAUUUCUUUCAUUUAGCUCCUAAAUCAAGUGAUAGCAUUACGACAGCAUCUCCAUGACAACUGGCCUGCAUCUCGCAGACCGAUUCUGACCUUUCAAGAUCUCUCAAAGGCCGCCUGACCUUCAGC
Meriones unguiculatus (Mongolian gerbil) is the source of this 967-nucleotide messenger RNA. RefSeq names its product transmembrane and immunoglobulin domain containing 3 (gene Tmigd3). NCBI's taxonomy places the organism in Eukaryota, Metazoa, Chordata, Mammalia, Rodentia, Muridae. The transcript is spliced from 6 exons. Gene Ontology annotation, cellular component: plasma membrane. Gene Ontology annotation, molecular function: transmembrane signaling receptor activity. The record is from RefSeq and is a predicted model, not a curated record. Bases 150 to 770 code for a protein of 206 amino acids.